Stereum hirsutum FP-91666 SS1 is the source of this 1152-nucleotide messenger RNA. Its product is annotated as alpha/beta-hydrolase. The record is from RefSeq and is a predicted model, not a curated record. Bases 1 to 1152 code for a protein of 383 amino acids. The transcript has 4 exons. NCBI's taxonomy places the organism in Eukaryota, Fungi, Basidiomycota, Agaricomycetes, Russulales, Stereaceae.
AUGUCUACAAAAAACUUCGCCAUAGAUAAGAAAGUGGGCCUUUUUGCUAUACAUGACACUGGUGCUCCGGAUGGGAGAAACGACUAUAAGACUCUGGUCAUUCUUCACGGUCUUGCCUGGUCGCGUGAAAUAUUCGCCCGUCUCUUACCAAUGGCACCACAGUUCAAUGCCCGUAUCAUCCUCGUCAAUCGUAGAGAUUAUCCCGGAUCGACACCACUCGACGACUCUGAUCGAAAGAACUUGUCCUCGUUCAAUUCCAGUACGGCUGAGGCAGCGCAGAAUAUUCGGUCAUACAUGCGAGAUCGCGCCAGGGAUGUUUACGACUUCUUAUGCGAGCUAGUUGCCGCUGAGUGUAUCCCGGGGGUAUCAGACGGAGGUGGCAUAAUCAUGGCUGCAUGGUCAUUCGGUGGAAGCUUGAUUACUGCGCUGCUGGCGUACUUGAAGACGUUUGAGGUCCCUGACGUGGUCCUAGGAGAAUAUAUUCGAAGGUUUAUCUUGCUAGACCCGCACUACCACAUUCUGGGCUUUCCUCGCUGUCCCGGUCUAUUCAGUCCAAUCGAGGAUCCGUCUCUUUCACCAAGCGAAGGUCUGGCCAAGUUCCCCGAAUGGGUAUCAGGAUUUUACUCCCACACAUUAUCUCCUUCGUUCCCGAUAUCUGCAGUAGAGAGCUCAACGUGGAACGCCAUCUCUCUCGCCAAGCCUCCACCGACAUUUCUCACCCUCUCACCCCAAGACGUCGAGGUCACAGUCUGCGCCGAGCCUGCCUUGCCGGAAGGGUCCGACGGCGUCCUUUUCGAAGCUGGGCAGCGACUUGGACUAUUCGAAGAGAUGAGGAAGAACGUGUUCUCCGCUGUCGCCGAAGUUGAGCUGGGUAGCUGUUCGAGGGCACUUGACUCAGUGAGGGAGAAGGCGAAGGGGUGGUGGAUGGAUGUUGAGAUUCGCGUCAUCUGGUGCGAUCAUUCACCGUUUUCGAUGCCAUGGGGCAUCCAAGAGUUAUACAAAUACCUGGAGGACGCGAAAGCAGCAGGUAUUGCGAGAGAGGGAGAAGUCAAUAUUGUGAGGAUGAGAGGAGCGAAUCAUUUCCCGCACUGGGAGGAUCCUGAGCGUACAUUGCGGGCGCUGUUAGCUGAAGAUAACAUGGUGGAGCCUUGA